AUGGAGGAAGAUGUGAAAAAAGUGAAAAAGCCUGGUAUCGUGUCGCCCUUCAAGCGGGUCUUCCUGAAGGGCGAAAAGGGACGGGACAAGAAAGCGCAGGAGAAGUCCACAGAGCGCCGGGCACUCCACACCGUCUCCCUCUCGCAGCCCGACCACCGCAUUGACCCUGACAUCCUGCUCAAUGACUACAUCGAGAAGGAAGUCAAAUAUUUGGGCCAGCUUACAUCUGUGCCAGGAUACUUGAACCCAUCAAGCAGGACUGAAGUUCUCCAGCUCAUAGACAACGCAAGAAAGUCGCAUCAGUUGGCGGGCCAGCUGACGUCUGAGCAGGACGCGGUAGUCAGCUUGUCGGCGUACAACGUCAAGCUCGUUUGGCGUGACGGCGAGGACAUCAUCCUGAGGGUGCCCAUCCACGACAUCGCCGCCGUCUCGUACAUCCGCGACGACUCUUUGCACCUCGUCGUUCUGAAGACUGCCCAAGAAUCCGGAGGUUCUCCCUGUCCCAGCUCCUGUCCCGACAUCAACAAAUCCCAGACACUGAGCUCCUUGUCGGAGAGCGGCGCCGUGCUAGUGGAAGUGUGCUGUCUUCUCGUGCUCGCCGUUGACAACAAGGCAGCAGCAGAGGAACUUUGCCUUCUUCUCAGCCAAGUCUUUCAAAUCGUCUAUACAGAGUCCACCAUCGACUUUUUGGACAGAGCCAUCUUUGACGGCGCCACCACACCCACGAGACAUCUUUCUCUCUACAGUGAUGAUUCGUCAAGCAAAGUGGACAUUAAAGAAGCAUUCGAAGGAGAGACCAGCCCUUUUCCUUUCCAGGCGUCGGGGGACGCCAACAGCAGCUCUCCGCCAGCUUCCGGCCCCGCCUCCCCUCAGACUAAGACUGCGAGCGAAGGGGAGCUCAGCACCACGGCCGCCGAGCUGCUACAGGACUACAUGACCACGCUACGCACAAAGCUGUCAUCGCAAGAAAUCCAGCAGUUUGCGGCGCUGCUGCACGAAUACCGCAACGGCUCGUCCAUCCACGAGUUCUGCAUUAACCUGCGGCAGCUGUACGGCGAUAGCAGGAAGUUCCUGCUGCUUGGCCUGCGCCCCUUCAUCCCCGAAAAGGACAGCCAACACUUUGAAAACUUCCUGGAGACCAUCGGCGUCAAGGACGGCCGCGGCAUCAUCACCGACAGCUUCGGCCGCUACCGGCGGACGGCCGGCUCCGCCUCCGACACGGCCGCCAACGGCGACGGGGCGGCGGACGGAGGCGGUGACGGCGGCGCCUCCGACGAGGGCCCCGAGGAGACGUCGGAGGGCGACGAGUGGGACCGCAUGAUCAGCGAUAUCAGCAGCGACAUUGAAGCGCUAGGCUGUAGCAUGGACGGCGAAGGCGCGGCGCUGUAA
Messenger RNA from Nerophis lumbriciformis (worm pipefish), 1389 nucleotides. Lineage: Eukaryota; Metazoa; Chordata; Actinopteri; Syngnathiformes; Syngnathidae. The record is from RefSeq and is a predicted model, not a curated record.